GUCAAUUAUAAUUGAGAUAGUAACAAUAUAAAUGGCAAGCUACUGUCACUGAUAUCCUUAGACCUUCCAAUGGCGGCAACUGUACAGCUCGUCCCGUUCCUUCUUAUAGCUUUCGCCAGUCUAACCUGGGCACAGGAGGGUACCGUUGAUCCAGAAACAACUACCCACAUCAACCCCCACGUUCCCGUCACUGCUACCGUCAGGAAUGAACCAGAAGAACACACCACCCACAACAGCUACCUCUACAGGGGACGUCCCAUAAGUACUGUCCACUUCGGAGAACCUCACAGAAGACCAAGACCACCUAGUACCGUACCAGUCCAUCCUAGGAACCAUAACGAACAUCAUACUGCACCCGUUGUCUUUCCUGACGCCACCACAUCUCACUCCUCAGAACACUCUCACCAUACCUCCAUGGAACACCCUCACCAUACCUCUACAUCUCACUCCGCAGAACAUACUGACCAUACUUCUACAUCUCACACCACCGAACACCCUGACCAUAGCUCCACAAUGCAUACUCCACAAGAUACCACUGGAUGGAGAUGGGUAUACAGCGGAGGGCGGUGGCACAGGGUCCACGGAGGUGCUACAACACACACUACCGGAAGUGGAGGAAGUUCUCACGGUGACGUCAGCACCUCUGGACAUCACCCAUCGCAUGGACACCACAUUGUGCAUGUUGAUUCUUCGGAAACUAACAACUGGAACCAUGCCAUACAUCAUGAAUUUAACUCUGGGCAAAUUCAGAAAAACUAUUCCAGGACGUCUGACAACAGCGGACAUUCUUCGCCCGAUGACUCUUCCAGUUCCUCUAGUAGUCACAGCGGAAGUGGACAAAGCCACGGGUCUUCAGGGUCUGGGGAGUCGGGCUCUUCCGGAUCAGGCGAGCAUUCAGCUAGCGGAAGUGGAUCUGAAUGAAAACUGUUUUUUUUUUUUAACUUUUUAGAUGUUCUAUAAAUAAAUAAAAUAAAAUUGUAAUAAAAUAAUAAUAAUGGUAAUCGAAACUGCAAGUAAAGCGUUUUUUUCUU
Molecule: messenger RNA, 1031 nt
Organism: Nezara viridula (southern green stink bug)
Lineage: Eukaryota; Metazoa; Arthropoda; Insecta; Hemiptera; Pentatomidae
Source: the annotation of a GenBank genome assembly